AUUCAUAAGACUGGAGCGGCUACGCCGGGGACACGCGGAGCCGGGGCUUGCGGGACUUGACUACUGGUGACACUUCUUCUUCUUCUUGGCGGCCGUGAAAAAAUUUAUAUAUAUAUAUAUUAUUUUUUAAUUGGAGAGAAAGUUUUGUGGGUUUCUUUUUGUGCAAGACUCCUUCUAGAUCGUUCUUCUGUUUCGUCCCGAGGAUAGAUUUACUUUCUGUGGGCUUUUGGAUCGCGCCCCUCUGCCCUCUCCCAUUUCGCGGGACUCCUGGAAAGGAAGGAAACAGCAUCCGAAGCGCACGCUGACCGGCGGCACUGCGCGGCGGGACUCGGGGCGGGGAGCGAUCCCCGCGUCGCCCCCCGUGAAAUCGACGGAGCUUGGACUUUCAGGAGGUACAGCGGAGACCUGAAGGGGACCUGGGCGCUUGCAGAGGGGACUUGAUCGAAACUUGGGCAGUUCUCCGAGCCGGACGCGGAGCUCCCCCAAGCAGCGCACUUUGGGGACGUGUCCGGUCUACUCCGGACUCGCAUCUCAUCCCACUCGGCCAUAGCCUUGGCUUCCCGGCGACCUCAGCGUGGUCACAGGGGCCCCCCUGUGCCCAGGGAAAUGUUUCAAGCUUUCCCCGGAGACUACGACUCCGGCUCCCGGUGUAGCUCGUCACCCUCUGCCGAGUCUCAGUACCUGUCUUCGGUGGACUCCUUCGGCAGUCCACCCACCGCUGCCGCCUCCCAGGAGUGCGCCGGUCUCGGGGAAAUGCCCGGCUCCUUCGUGCCAACGGUCACUGCAAUCACAACCAGCCAGGACCUCCAGUGGCUCGUGCAACCUACCCUCAUCUCUUCCAUGGCCCAGUCCCAGGGGCAGCCACUGGCCUCCCAGCCUCCAGCUGUUGACCCUUAUGACAUGCCAGGAACCAGCUACUCAACCCCAGGCCUGAGUGCCUACAGCGCUGGUGGAGCAAGCGGAAGGGGUGGGCCUUCGACCAGUACUACCACCAGUGGCCCUGGGCCUGCCCGCCCAGCCCGAGCCAGGCCUAGAAGACCCCGGGAAGAGACGCUCACCCCAGAAGAGGAAGAGAAGCGGAGGGUUCGCAGAGAGCGAAACAAGCUGGCGGCAGCUAAAUGCAGAAACCGUCGGAGGGAGCUGACCGACCGACUCCAGGCGGAAACGGAUCAGCUGGAAGAGGAAAAGGCAGAGCUGGAGUCGGAGAUCGCCGAGCUGCAAAAAGAGAAGGAACGCCUGGAGUUUGUCCUGGUGGCCCACAAACCGGGCUGCAAGAUCCCCUACGAAGAGGGGCCGGGGCCAGGACCGCUGGCCGAGGUGAGAGAUUUGCCAGGGUCAACAUCCGCUAAGGAAGACGGCUUCGGCUGGCUGCUGCCGCCCCCUCCACCACCGCCCCUGCCCUUCCAGAGCAGCCGAGACGCACCCCCCAACCUGACGGCUUCUCUCUUUACACACAGUGAAGUUCAAGUCCUCGGCGACCCCUUCCCCGUUGUUAGCCCUUCGUACACUUCCUCGUUUGUCCUCACCUGCCCGGAGGUCUCCGCAUUCGCCAGCGCCCAACGCACCAGCGGCAGCGAGCAGCCGUCUGACCCCCUGAACUCGCCCUCCCUUCUCGCUCUGUGAACUCUUUAGACAAACAAAACAAACAAACCCGCAAAGGAACGAGGAGGAGGAAGAGGAGGAGAGGGGAAGGAGCAGUCGGGGGUGUGUGUGGACCCCUUGACUCUUCUGUCUGACUGACUGCCGUCCGCCUCUGCCGUCGGACAGGACGGAAGGACCUCCUUUGUGUUUUGCGCUGCGUCUCUGGUUUCUGUGCCCCGGCGAGGCCGGAGAGCUGGUGACUUUGGGGACAGGGGGUGGGGCGGGGACGGACACCCCUCCUGCCAGACAUCUAAAGGUCCUGUCACUGCAACCCAACUUCUGGGGAUAGAUGGAUGGGUGGAUGAGGGGUGGGGUGUGACGCCCACUUUUGGCGUCUUGCGUGAGGCUGGAGGGGAAGGGGUGCUGGGUGUGGGGUGCAGGGUGGGCUUGUGGACGAGCUGGCAUGCACCCCCAGAGCGGCCCAACGAGGAACUGACAGCCCUGUCCUUCUCCUUUCCCACACCCACCCACCCACCCACCCACACUCCAAGGCGCAGGGUGACCAAGAUAGCUCUCUUAUGCCCCCUCGGGCCUUAACUGAUUAACCCAACAUUUCCAAGAGGUCACAACCUCACCUCCUCCGGGACGAAUUGAGCCCCCACCCCCGACUGAGGGAAGUCGGUGCCUGCUUUGGGGAGUCCGCUAACCCCACUUCCCCGAUGAUUCCAAAAUGUGAACCCCUAUCUGACUGUUCAGGCUUUUCCUCCUGGAAAAACUGGCGUGGGUUGGAUUUUUUUUCUCAUCUGCUACAGAGCCCCCUCCCAACUCAGGCCCGAGCCCACCCCUGUGCAGUAUUAUGCCAUGUCCCCCUCACCCCAACCCUCAGCCGCCCUUGGCCGUCCUCGUUGGGCCUUUCUGGUGUCAGGCAGCAGGGGGCGCUGCGACGCCCGUCUUGCUGGAGCGCUUUAUACUGUGAAUGAGCGGCCGGAUUGCGGGGUGCGCGGGGUGGGAUUGACCCCCAGCCCUCCAAAGCCUUCCCUGGGUCUCCCCUUCUUCCAGCUGCCUCCUCCCUGCCCUCGACAGGGAGUUAGACUCAAAGGAGGGACGGUGAUGCACCCCUGUGGCCGCCUUGCGCAGGCCCCAGACAUUUUUCCCCAAGGUCUCCCGCCUUCCCCAGCCUAGGACGCCAACUUCUCCCCACCCUGGGAGCCCCGCAUCCUCUCACAGAGGUCGAGGCAGUUUCUAGAGAAGUUUUCAGGGCUGAGGCUUUGGCUCCCCUACCCUUGAUAUUUGAACCCCCAAAUAUUUUUGGACUGGCAUACUUCAGAGGGGGCUGAGUUUCCACUAUUCCACUCCAUCCAAUUCCUCCAGCCCCAAAUAUGGGUCCUGGCUCCUCCCUCCAGCUUUCACCUCGUGAGAAUUCCACGAGUCAGAUUUCUAUUUUUUAAUAUUGGGGAGAUGGGCCCUCCCGCCCCCCUCCCCUGUGCUGCAUGGAACACAUUCCACACCCUGUCCUGGGUCCUCGGUUCCAACCCUAACCCCCACCCAAGCUAUUUAUCCCUUCCCUGGUUCCCGAAAAGCACUUAUAUCUAUUAUGUAUAAAUAAAUAUAUUAUAUAUGAGUGUGUGUGAGUGCGUGUGCGUGCGGUGUGUGUGUGCGCGCGUGUGUGCGAGCUUCCUCGUUUGCAAGUGUGCUGUGGAGUUCGAAAUCACUUCUGGGAACUCGAGUCAGACUCUGGCUAUCCCUUCAUAACUCACUCUGUUGUCCCAGCCCCUCUGGCUGUUGGAGACAGUCUUUUCUCAGUCUGUUUCGAUCUGACCACUUCCAACAUGUCUCCUCUCUCACUGGCCCUGAUCUUCCUUCUGUCUGUCGACUCUGGGUUUGUUGGGGACAUGCAAUUUUACUUUUGUGAGUAAGUGUGACUGGGUGGUAGAUUUUUACAAUCUAUAUCGUUGAGAAUCCUGGCUGGGAAUGUAUGAGCAGGAGAAGGGCCUGCCGCUGCCGACCACAGUUCAUUGACUCCGUAGCUCCCCACCCAUGCUGUAUUUGUGAUUUUGUUGUUGUUGUUGUUGUUGAUGAUGAUGUAUUUUGCACCUGACCCAGGGGGUGCUGGGACAGUCUAGCACUGGGCAGCUCCCCUCCCCCCUUGGUUCUGCACUGUCGCCAAUAAAAAGCUUUAAAAAA
Molecule: messenger RNA, 3765 nt
Organism: Onychomys torridus (southern grasshopper mouse)
Lineage: Eukaryota; Metazoa; Chordata; Mammalia; Rodentia; Cricetidae
Gene: Fosb
Product: FosB proto-oncogene, AP-1 transcription factor subunit
Exons: 4
Coding region: 607-1623 (338 amino acids)
Biological process (GO): regulation of transcription by RNA polymerase II
Cellular component (GO): nucleus
Molecular function (GO): RNA polymerase II cis-regulatory region sequence-specific DNA binding; DNA-binding transcription factor activity, RNA polymerase II-specific
Source: RefSeq, a predicted model, not a curated record